CGUAAUCCGCUGCGUAACCAAGCCAAGGGCCGACGUAUGUAUACCAGCUUCAUCAAGGCUUGGGGCGACGAUGUCUCUGGGAACAGGAGCAAGCAGUACAAUGAGCACACAAAUAUCUAUCUGGCCCAUGCCAACUUGCCUCAUACGAAGCUCUCCCAAGAGUAUUUUGUACGUUUUUGCUCAACGUCGCCGCAUGCGAAUGCCGGAGCGCAAUUUGAUGCCAUGGUGGACUCCAUCAGCGGGCCGAACACUUGGCAUUCAGCAUACGAUUGUGAUCCUGACGUACAGGAGGAGGUCCUCUUUCGUGUCAUUCCAUGCCUAUUUCCCGCUGACAAUCCGCAACAAUCGGAGAGUUGUUCGCACAUAGGUUUACACGGCAACAUGUGGUGUCGACGCUGCAAACUAGGAGGUACUGAGGUCAACAGAGAGUCUGACACGAAUUAUCACGCUCAUUUUGAGAUAGACCCAGACAACCUACGGACAGCGGAACAGACAAGAGAAGAAGUCCUAACGCAGAUCAGGCUUGCGGCACUUGGAGUGAAGAAGGAUGUUACUCAGCGCCAGACGGACACUGGAGUGAAAGACAAACUCGCCGAAUAUUGGAUCAAAAUUAUGCUGGAGCGGGCACGCAUCGAGCAACAAUCUAUGGUGCUGACCAUUAAGAAGGAGAUACAGGCUGAACUGCUUGAUUGGCUUGUGAAGCAACCAUCCAACGACUACAACAAGCUACCUGUGAAUUCCCGCAUCGAUAUUCAUCGUGAGACACCAGUCGAGCUCCUGCAUACGUAUCUGCUUGGUCAAGACAAGUACGUAUGGCACUACACCCACUCGAGCUGGUCCCCAAAGCAAUUUGAAACAUUCGCUGUGCGCUUACAAUCGUCAUCUGUCGACGGACUCAAUAUCCUGCCACUCCGUGCGCGCUACAUCAUCCAAUAUAAGGACAACCUCAUUGGCAAGCACUUCAAAGCACUGCAGCAGCUCACCAUAUUCCACCUCGACGAUAGCAUGUGCCCCCCUCUCGUGCAGGACCUAUGGAAGGCAACCGGUGAACUUGGUGCGCUCCUAUGGUUUACUGAAAUUGACGACAUGAACAUAUAUCUGGUACGUCGUAAUCUGACCUUUCGCCUUCAUCAGCAAAUGUGCACAUCACUUACUCAGUCUUACUCGCACUUACGGAGCUUAACAGACUUAAUCAUCUCCUUAGUCGACUUACUGGCUUUGGAAUACCUGUGCCUCACAGGAGUGCCACGUCGUCAAGCAGCAAUAAGAGUAUAA
This is a messenger RNA of Fomitopsis serialis, 1275 nucleotides long. RefSeq lists its product as uncharacterized. The transcript is spliced from 5 exons. Lineage: Eukaryota; Fungi; Basidiomycota; Agaricomycetes; Polyporales; Fomitopsidaceae. The record is from RefSeq and is a predicted model, not a curated record. The annotation marks the transcript as partial.